Musa acuminata AAA Group (dessert banana) is the source of this 2069-nucleotide messenger RNA. Its product is annotated as cyclin-dependent kinase E-1-like. Gene Ontology annotation, cellular component: nucleus; mediator complex. Gene Ontology annotation, molecular function: ATP binding; protein serine/threonine kinase activity. The transcript has 16 exons. Gene Ontology annotation, biological process: protein phosphorylation. Lineage: Eukaryota; Viridiplantae; Streptophyta; Magnoliopsida; Zingiberales; Musaceae. Bases 54 to 1457 code for a protein of 467 amino acids. The record is from RefSeq and is a predicted model, not a curated record.
GAACGAGAGGACACAAAAGUGGGGCGGGGGAGGAGGAGGGCAGGCGCGGAGAGAUGGGCGACGGCCGAAGCGGCGGUGGCGGAGGAGUGAAUCGGCCGGCGUGGCUGCAGCAGUACGACCUCGUGGGGAAGAUCGGGGAGGGCACCUACGGCCUCGUUUUCUUGGCGCGGACGAGCCUCCGUAAGUGCUGCAUUGCCAUUAAAAAAUUUAAGCAAUCCAAAGAGGGCGAUGGCGUCUCUCCCACCGCAAUCCGAGAGAUCAUGCUACUGCGAGAAACUUGUCAUGAGAAUGUUGUCAAACUGGUGAAUGUACACAUCAAUCAUGUGGAUAUGUCUCUCUAUCUAGCAUUUGAUUAUGCUGAGUAUGAUCUCUAUGAAAUUAUCAGACAUCAUCGAGAAAAGCUUAGCCACAGUAUUAAUCAAUAUACUGUAAAGUCGUUGCUCUGGCAGCUGCUUAAUGGACUAAACUAUCUUCAUAGUAAUUGGAUUAUACACCGUGAUCUGAAGCCAUCAAAUAUUCUGGUUAUGGGAGAUGGAGAGGAACAUGGAGUUGUAAAAAUUGCUGAUUUUGGACUUGCUCGAAUCUAUCAAGCUCCACUGAAGCCAUUAUAUGAAAACGGGGUUGUGGUAACUAUUUGGUACCGUGCUCCUGAACUGCUACUUGGUGCAAAGCACUAUACAAGUGCUGUUGAUAUGUGGGCUGUCGGAUGCAUUUUUGCUGAGCUAUUGACUCUGAAACCAUUGUUCCAAGGAGUUGAAGCCAAAGCUACUCCAAACUCUUUUCAGCUUGAUCAAUUGGACAAGAUAUUCAAGGUACUAGGGCAUCCUACACCUGAAAGGUGGCCUACAUUGGUUAAUCUUCCAUAUUGGCAAAAUGACCAGCAGCAUAUUCAGGGCCAUAAGUAUGAUAACCAUGGUCUACAUAAUUUUGUUACCGUGCCUCAGAAAAGUCCUGCAUAUGAUCUUCUAUCGAAGAUGCUGGAAUAUGAUUCUCGAAAGCGUAUUACUGCAACGCAAGCUCUGGAGCAUGAGUACUUCCGGAUGGAUCCUCUGCCAGGACGGAAUGCUUUAGUACCAUCUCAACCAGGAGAAAAAAUUGUUAAUUACCCUGCUCGCCCAGUUGACACCACUGCAGAUUUUGAGGGAACAGUCGCUGUUCAACCUUCUCAACCGGUAUCUUCUGGAAAUGCUGCUUCUGGAAACAUAGCAGCUGCAUCUGUUGCCCCUUCAAGAUCCAUGCCUCGGUCUAUGCAUGUAGUUGGAAUGCAAAGGAUGCCAAACACAGGCAUGUCAACUUUUAAUGUUGCACCCCAAGCUGGCAUUGGUGCUCCAAGUUCUGGUAAUAUUCCUAUUCCAAGGGGUGCCGCAGUUCAGGCCCAUCAGCAGCAGCUGAGACGAAAAGAUCCAAGUAUGGGAAUGCAGAAUCCUGGUUAUCCUCAACAGAAGAGGCGCUUUUGAGAGGACUCCAGUAAAAUAUUCAGUAAUGUCGAAGUCAAAGCUAAGCCAACUUUUGUCCUUGGCAGGAAACCCAAUGGAGGCUGUACGUGUCUUUUUGAGGUACAAAUUGUCCUACUUCUGACUGGAUAACUAGAUUAACUCAGUUUUUUAAAGUGAAAUAUCCUCACUUAUGACAGAUGCAACUCAACUUGUCUCUAACUUACCUCUCAUUUGGUACAAAAGAAGUUAAGAUUUUGUUAGAUUGAUUCUAUAAGGGUUUUCUUAUAUCUAAACAAAAAGACGUACCUAGGGCAUGAGGCUCCCGCUAAUGUGGAGUCUGGGAAGGGUCAAUGUACGCAGUCUUACCUUUAAAUAUUUAAAGACACUAUUUCCGUGACUAGAAUCUUGAUCUCUGGCAAAGGAGCAAUCUUACUAUUGUACCAAGACCCACUCUCAAGUUUUAUUAUAUCUGGUGAAGGAUAAAGUUUGUAAGUAGAAAUCCAAUAUGUGUAGCUUUUCAUUUGUUUGUUUAAUUGCAAUGUCUUGAACCAGUUGUGAGCAUUGAUGCUUCUGACGGUAUGCUAUUAAAGGGUCAUUUUGUUGAAUUAAGACUUCAUGAUAGAUGAUCGAACA